Messenger RNA from Lucilia sericata (common green bottle fly), 704 nucleotides. RefSeq names its product adult cuticle protein 1-like. The transcript is spliced from 2 exons. The record is from RefSeq and is a predicted model, not a curated record. The coding region runs from base 66 to 482 and encodes 138 amino acids. Lineage: Eukaryota; Metazoa; Arthropoda; Insecta; Diptera; Calliphoridae.
GAAACUGAGUUCAUAAUAGUAACACAAAGUUUAGUUUUCUAAAAACUUUUAACAAACAUAACAAAAUGAAAUUCGCUAUUGUUACCUUGUUCACUUUGGCCUUGGCUUUGGGCGUACAAUCAUCCGUUAUUCCCUUGGGUGGUGUAGUAACACAAAUUGCUGGUGGCCCACUUGCACACACUGCAGUUGUAUCACCACUUGGUUUACCUUUGGGUAGUGCUAUUGCUCUUGGUCAUGGUUCAACUAUUGUUCAAUCUACAGUUCCUGCUGCUAUCUCCUUGCCAGCACCCGCAGCUGUUGCUGUUCAUGCUCAUGCUGCUGCAAUUCCCACAGCCGUUCAUGCUGCUGCUGUUCCCGCUGUUGUAGCUGGUCCCGGUAGCUAUGUUGCCAAAACUCGUGGCGCUAUCCAUACUGCUCCCUUGGCUGGCCAUCUCAACUCGGUGGCUAAUGUUAAUGUAGCUCCUGCUCCUGGUACCAUCUAAACAUAUGGUUUCCUUCUUUCACACCAUCAUGGUAUUAAAAUUUCCCGCCAUUAAAAACAAGUAACUGUCAGUGUGACAAAAUUUUAAAUAUGUAGAAAAAUUUUAUAAUUUUUCUAAAUUUCUCUUCUUUCUGUAUUCUACACUUUCCUAUUUUAUGUCUUGAUCUUUUCUUUCCUAUUACUUUCGUAAAUAAAGCAAAUACUUUAAAUAAUUUCAAAAUAA